Molecule: messenger RNA, 258 nt
Organism: Dibothriocephalus latus
Lineage: Eukaryota; Metazoa; Platyhelminthes; Cestoda; Diphyllobothriidea; Diphyllobothriidae
Source: the annotation of a GenBank genome assembly
AUGUUUGCGAUUAAGCAGGGAUUCGUCAACAUCAACAAGAAGCUCUUCAGGAAAACGUACGGAGCGUUUGUUCGGUCCCACUUGGAGCAACUCCGCGGUGACCUCAUCCAAACCUACCGAAUUAUUAGAGGCCGCGAGUGCGCCCUAGAAUUUGACGAAUUCUUCGAAUUGGCUCGAACGGAUCAUCUGCGGUAUCAGCCCUUUAAACUGCAGAGGAAACCAGUCCAUAUGGAAGUUCGACGAAACGCCUUCUCUUAG